This is a messenger RNA of Jatropha curcas, 1936 nucleotides long. NCBI's taxonomy places the organism in Eukaryota, Viridiplantae, Streptophyta, Magnoliopsida, Malpighiales, Euphorbiaceae. The record is from RefSeq and is a predicted model, not a curated record.
AAUGUGCUUUAGUGGGAGUUUUUGAAUAAUGGAGACAGGGCCACCAUCAGAUGUGAAGAAAGCAUUCCUCAAGUAUACAGAAGGCAAUGCAUACAUGACAGCAGAGCAGCUUCAGCGGUUCUUGGUUGAAGUUCAGGGUGAUGUUGGUGCUUCAGUCGCCGAAGCAGAGCUCAUAGUAGAUCAGGUUUUGCAAAAGAGACGUCAUAUUACCAAGUGUAUGAGAAGCUGUCUCACUCUUGAUGACUUUCACCAUUUCCUUUUCUCAACAGAUCUCAACCCACCUAUUGCUAAUCAGGUUGAGCAAGAUAUGACAGCACCUUUGUCCCAUUAUUUCAUAUACACUGGCCACAAUUCAUAUUUAACAGGCAACCAACUAAGUAGUGAUUGCAGUGAUAUUCCUAUUGAAAAGGCACUAAAGAGAGGUGUGAGAGCAGUAGAACUUGAUGUGUGGCCGAAUUCGGCAAAAGAUGAUGUAUGCAAUGUUCUUCAUGGAAGGACCUUUACAACUCCUGUGGAGCUAAUUCAGUGCUUGAAAUCCAUUAGGAAGCAUGCCUUCUCUGCAUCUCCAUACCCUGUGAUAAUAACUCUUGAAGACCACCUUACUGAGAAUCUUCAAGCUAAAGCUGCUCAGAUGAUUGCUGAGACCUUUGGAGAGUUGCUGUUUUAUCCUGAAACUGAAUGCUUGAAAGAAUUCCCUUCACCAGAGGAACUGAAAUAUAAGAUCAUAAUAUCUACAAAACUUCCAAAAGAGAAAGGGGGGCAUGAAGUUAAAAGUAUGAAGGAAAAGGGAAUAAAUUCGUCGAAAGAAAAAGAUUUUAGUGAACAUAUAUGGGCAGAACUUUCAGCUUAUUCUGAAGAUGAUGGAACGAGCCGUGGAAAUACGAGCGAACAGAAUCAGAAUGAACAGGAACUACGCCCUCGAGAAGCACCUGCAUACAGGCAUCUAAUUUCCAUUAAUGCUCGAAAGCCAAAGGGUGGGUUAAAAGAGGCACUAAAGGUUGAUUUUGAUAAUGUUGGACGAGUUAGCUUGAAAGAGCAAAAGUUUGAAAAGGUUAUUGCAACCCAUGGGACAGAUGUUGUAAGGUUUACUCAGAAGAACAUUUUGAGGAUAUAUCCUAACGGUAUUCGGAUUGACUCCUCAAACUACAAGCCGAUGAAUGGUUGGUUGCACGGAGCUCAAAUGGUUGCACUGAACAUGCAGGGAUAUGGUAAGUCUCUUUGGUUGAUGCAUGGGAUGUUCAGAUCGAAUGGAGGGUGUGGCUAUGUCAAAAAGCCUGAUUUUCUGAUGACGAUGGGUCCAGAAAAUCAGGUAUUUGAUCCUAAAGCGAAGUUGCCAGUGAAAAAAACUUUAAAGGUCAAAGUUUAUAUGGGAGAUGGAUGGUAUUUAGACUUUAAGAGAGCACAGUUUGCUUUAUUUUCCUCACAAAAUUUUUAUAUCAGAGUUGGAAUAGCAGGAGCCCCACCUGACAAGACAAUGAAGAAAACAAAGAAAAGCGAGAACAAUUUGAUGCCCAUUUGGAACGAAGAGUUUAUAUUUCCAUUAACUGUUCCAGAACUGGCAUUGCUUCGUGUUGAAGUUCAUGACCGUAUAAUACCUGAGAAGAAUGAUUUUGCAGGUCAAACCUGUUUGCCUGUGUCUCAAUUGAGGCCAGGGAUUCAUGCAGUCCCUCUCUUUGAUCGCAAGGGAAAUAAAAUCAGUUCAAUAAGACUUCUUAUGUGCUUUGAGUUUCUGUAGAAAUUCCCAAGAUUGUUUGGAUUCAAUUAGGCAAAAUUGCUAUGAGCACUUGUUCACUUGAAGAUCAAAUGGAACACAUUUUGCAAGUUUGUAACUGUUGGAAUUUCUGGACAAUGGACUCAUAGGCUUCAUUACAUGCUUGAGCCUUUAACUAGACUUUUGUAAGAUGUGUAUCAAUAGGCUUGAUCUUCUUAUAUUUUA